Messenger RNA from Raphanus sativus (radish), 837 nucleotides. RefSeq names its product reticulon-like protein B13. The coding region runs from base 122 to 745 and encodes 207 amino acids. NCBI's taxonomy places the organism in Eukaryota, Viridiplantae, Streptophyta, Magnoliopsida, Brassicales, Brassicaceae. The record is from RefSeq and is a predicted model, not a curated record. The transcript has 4 exons.
CAUCAAGAACUAAUGAAGAGUUUUUUUCACACACAACCAUUCUCUAGAAUCAUUUCAAAUAUAUACAUCGUAAGCUAUUAUUUUCUUAUUUUAUUACCAGCAUCAUCUAUUACCAUAAGCCAUGGCCAACGAUGUGACCAAAGAUACAUCACCUAAAUCUGAAGAUACUUUGGAGGACAUUUACUUAUGGAGGAGGAAGAAACUAGCCUUCUCUGUACUUUUUGUCUCAACAGCGACGUGGAUUUUGAUCAAUAUUUAUGGUUUCAGUUCUAUAACCAUUGUUUCUUGGGCAGCCAUGGCCAUCGUCUCUAUAGUCUUCCUUUGGGGAAGUUUACUUCGUCUUCUCAGCAAGGUUGAACCGGACUUGUCAGGGUUAGAAGUGUCGGACGAGUUUGUAGCAGAGACCGUGGGGUCGUGCCGAAAGCUAAUGGAAGAAAUGGUUCGAUGGAUGUUCAGGGUCGGUGCUGAGAGUGAAUGGUUUGUUUUCGCUGGAACCAUUUUGGGGUUCUGGAUCUUGUCAAGAAUAGGAAACCUUCUCGAUUUCCACACUUUUCUCUUCAUCGGUUUAGUGAUCGGCUUGACAGUUCCGAAGUUGUGGGAGAAGAAUGGAGAUCGACUACAAAAGCUAUCAAAGAAUCUUAAAGAUAGAUCAAACGAAGCGUAUGAUAACUGUCGUGAGAAGAUUUUGAAAAUGAAGAACAAGUUACAGCAUGGAACAGAGGAGAAAGUUAAAAAAGCAGAGUAAAUGUUACCUGUCUUGUAAAGCAAAAGUACAGAUGUGUUACAUGUGUAAACAAAAUGGACUAGUAAAUUAGUAUUACCCGUCUUGUUACCGUU